UUGAAGAAAUGUGACGUUACGCAGACGACCGCGUUUCUUCUCAACAUCGCAAAGUCAACUGUUCUCAAGUACCACAAGAAAGACAUUGAAGAAGUUUCAACACCAGGAAAAAAGAGGAAAAAAAGGCCACAGGAAGGAAAGUCACUUGACACAGUCGACGAUUUCACAGUAAAUGCAAUCAGGAAUGCAAUUUACAGGAUGUACGCUGAAGGUUUGAAUGUUACAGUCGACACCAUUUUGAAAGAAAUCAGGGAAAGACAAAUAGAUUAUUAUGGUGGAAGAUCAAGUCUUCAUAAAUUGUUAAAGAAGAUGGGAUUUUCAUGGACAACUGUUGAUGGACGAAAAGCUUUGAUAGAGAAUGAAAACAUAGUAUUGCAGCGAAUAGAUUUCUUGAGAAAGUAUAAAGAAGAAAAAGAAAGAGGUGCCAAUUUCAUAUUUGUUGAUGAAACAUGGAUUUUCCAGAGAGGCAAGGCAUUAAUUUAUUUGAAAAUUUGUUCUGUGGUCCAAUACAAAGUAUUUCAUUUCCAUUUCAUAUAUUUUUCAGGAACUGUAUCAAAGUCAUGGCAGGACAAGAGUCUACAAUCUGCGAAGAGACGUACUGUUGGAGAUGGUAAAAGGUUUAUUGUUGUUAAUGCUGGAGGGCGCACUGGCUUUGUGCCAGGAGCAGGAUUACUUUUUGUUUCAGGUCAGAAGACUGCAGACUACCAUGGCGAGAUGAAUGGGGAAACUUUCUUGAUGUGGUUUGAAGACAUGUUGGUGCAUCUUGAGGAACCCAGUGUCAUCAUAAUGGACAAUGCUUCAUAUCACAGCACCCAGGUUGAGAAAACACCUACAACGAACUGGACCAAGGCUGCACUGAUCGCGUGGCUGGAGAAGAAUGGGAUAAAACAUGAAAAUAAUUUGUUGAAAGUGGAGCUGCUGAGAAUAGCUAAACAAAACAAGCCCCGAAUACGAUGGGCGAGGUGUGUGGAUCACGUGGAGAAGCUAAUUCAAGCAGACUGGGAGAGAGAAGUCCACAUAGACAGCGGCACCAUUCCUCCACUCAUCAUCCACCUUGGCGAGGAUAGUUCAAGUGAAGACAGUGACAGCGAAGAAUUUGAGGUUACGACACAGCAAGUAGAUGGAGACAGUGAAGUACUGGCAGUUCCUCUUGAUGAUUUACCCGGGUGUUCUUAUUGAGGUCUGUAUGUAAUAAACACCUGGGCAACUGUAAGUAUUGGGGUUUGAAACAUUUUUUUUUUCUUUUAUGCAUUCCCAUUAAGUAUGUUGAUUACUGGAACUUUAUGUAUUAACUUUAUAUUACACGUAUUAUGAAAUUAAUAAUAAAUUUCAUUUCUGGAUUCGUAUAGGUGUAUGUGAAACAUUUUAUUUUGUUGUGUGUCUUCAUUUUUCAGUGAACUUACUUGGAAAACAAAAAGCCAGUCCCCAUCCAGGGCCACAAAUAAAUAAUGCAUAUAAGUGGUAUAGAAAUUACUGUCAAUUCUUCACCACAAUUUUACUGUUCAUAAAAUUAUGAUUUUGUCUAAUAAGUAUACUCAGGAAAAUGUAUAUAACCAUAUUUUUAUUUGUGGCCUUAACCGGCAAAAUGGUAGGGGUUUAUUAAAUAAAAGAAGAAAAUUCAUUUUUAAAUGUUUUCAUCUGAAUUUGUUAAUUUUAUUAAACCUUCAAUCCUUAGUCUUUUCCAGAUUGCUUAGAUGGACAGCCAUAUGUAUAAUUUACAAUACUUUUUUUUUCAGAUGCAGAAAACUGUGUU
Bacillus rossius redtenbacheri is the source of this 1753-nucleotide messenger RNA. RefSeq lists its product as uncharacterized. NCBI's taxonomy places the organism in Eukaryota, Metazoa, Arthropoda, Insecta, Phasmatodea, Bacillidae. The coding region runs from base 199 to 1179 and encodes 326 amino acids. The transcript has 5 exons. Gene Ontology annotation, molecular function: nucleic acid binding. The record is from RefSeq and is a predicted model, not a curated record.